CCACCUUCUCACAAUCUCACUCAAAUCACCCAAAACACAUCAUCAUAUGUUUCCAACUUCCCAUUUCAUUCUCUCUUCUCUGCAACAAUCAGGCGAUUUUGAUCUGAUCAAAUGGGUUGCACUGUUAGAGACAAACACAUCCGUACAAAUCGGAGACCCCGUGUUCCCAAAUCAGAUUCCGAUUCAACCGAUAAAUCCUUAGCCAAUAAAUUGAAUUUCCAAUUAGGGUUUAAUGAAUUGUCCCCAAAUUCUGAUUCAAACCCUAGUUUUAAUGAAAAUAGUGGUUGGGGGUACUGUACGGAAGAACAAUUGGAAGAAAUCUUGAUGAAAAAUUUGGACUUUUUGUAUAAUGAGGCGAUUGCAAAGCUUGUUGCUUUAGGUUAUGAUGAGGAUGUUGCAUUGAGGGCUGUUUUGACUAAUGGGCAUUGUUAUGGUGGGAUGGAUGUGUUGACUAAUAUUUUGCAUAAUUCGUUGGCGUUUUUGAAUAGUGUGUCGAAUGGGAGUUCGAAUGGGAAUGAGGGGGAUUGUGUUGUGAGUGAGCAUGUUUUCGAUGAUUUGAGGCAGUUGGAGGGGUUUUCGUUAGCGGGUAUGGUGUGUUUGUUGCAGCAGCUUAAGCCGCAGUUGAGUAAGGGUGAUGCUAUGUGGUGUUUGCUCAUGAGUGAUCUUCAUGUCGGUCGAGCGAGCGUGAUGGAAAUCCCGGGUUCGAGUUCGAAUGGUAAUGGUAAUGGUAAUGGGGAUGGUUGUAGUAAUGGUGAGUCGAGUGGUCCGGUUGUGAGUAAUGUGGAGAAGAUGAGUAAUGAUUCGGUUGGUGUGACUCCGGCUUUGUGUCGGUUUCACGGUGGAUGGGGUUUCGGAAGUGGCGGAACGGCUGAUUUUCCGAUGAGCCGGUUUUUAUCGUAUGCCGCUUCGGAAUUGAGUUUGCAGAGGGAAAUCGAGUGUCCGAAGAGGUUUAACCUUACUCCUUCGAUGAAAGUGCUUUUAAAAAGAAACGUAGCGAUGUUCGCUGCGGGAUACCGCGCGAAGAAAAAAGACGCACAAGUUGGUCCAAGCUCGUUGUCAAACGGGCAUUCGUCAAACGCGAUUGAAGCAGUUGCUGAAAAAACCGAAGAGGCGGUUAAGAAUCAAGAAGGGGUGAACAUGAUGUUGAGUAAGUUUCGCGAUAUGAAUCUCGAAGGUGAUACGGAAUACGUACCCGAGGAUCAAAAAGACGAGAUGAUCUUGAGUCUGAUGCAUCAAAUCAAAGAUCUCGAGAAACAAGUGAAGGAACGGAAAGAAUGGGCGCAUCAGAAAGCGAUGCAAGCUGCGAGAAAACUCAGUAACGAUCUCACCGAAUUGAAAAUGUUACGGAUGGAACGGGAGGAGACGCAACGUUUGAAACAGGGGAAGCCGACGGUUGAAGAUCCGACGAUGAAGCGGCUUUCGGAGAUGGAGACUGCUUUGCGGAAAGCGAGCGGUCAAGUUGACCGUGCGAAUGCGGCGGUUAGACGGCUUGAAACGGAGAAUGCGGAAAUCAGAGCGGAAAUGGAGGCUUCGAAGUUGAGUGCUUCAGAAUCUGUUAAUACGUGUUUGGAAGUUGCUAGAAGGGAGAAGAAGUAUCUGAAGAGGCUUUUGGCUUGGGAAAAACAGAGAGUUAAGUUGCAGGAGGAUAUUGCAGCCGAAAAGAGGAUGAUCGUUGAGUUGCAAGAAGAGAUGGUGCGAGUUGAGGCGGCAAAAAAGGCAGCUGAGGCAAAGUGGAAGCAAGAACAGAAAGCUAAAGAACGUGCGCUUGCACAAGUUGAAGAAGAAAGGCGUCUCAAAGAGGCAACAGAAGUCAACAACAAAAGAAAGCAAGAAGCUUUACGUUCCAAAAUCGAGUUAGACUUCCAACGCCACAAAGACGACCUCCAGCGACUCGAACAAGAACUCGCACGCCUCAAAACGUCAACCAAUUCAGACAACAAGCAUCCAACUAACGAGUCAGCAAACGAGACUCCCAACGGGUCCCACCCAACGAUUGCAAGGCUGCUCCACGAACUCGACAAUCUCGAUAACUUCGAUGAAAAAGAAAGCGGGAUUGAUCGGGAAUGCAUACUAUGUUUGAAAGACGAAGUUUCCGUUGUGUUCUUGCCUUGUGCGCAUCAAGUUGUUUGUGCUAGUUGCAACGAUGAGUACGGGACGAAAGGGAAGGCAACGUGUCCGAUCUGUCGUGUGGUUAUUGAACAGAGGAUUCGUGUUUUCGGGGCCAGCUCUUGAAUCGGAAGCAACCGAAGUUAAUAUAUAUCGAAAGGUGAAGUAUUAUGGUAAGCUUGUGGAUAUACAGAAGAAUGAAGGAUUGUUGUUUUGUUGUCUCCUGAAUUUGUGUUUUGAUCAAGUCUGCUAUAUUACUAAAUAUUUAUAAAUAAAGCUGCAGAGCAUGUACCUGUUUGUCUGGCAGACAGGGUUGCUUGUGCAUUUUACAUAAGUAAAAGGUAAAAAUAAUUGGUCUUUUAA
Helianthus annuus (common sunflower) is the source of this 2469-nucleotide messenger RNA. RefSeq names its product MND1-interacting protein 1. Lineage: Eukaryota; Viridiplantae; Streptophyta; Magnoliopsida; Asterales; Asteraceae. Bases 112 to 2232 code for a protein of 706 amino acids. The transcript has 3 exons. The record is from RefSeq and is a predicted model, not a curated record.